AUGACAAAAAAAGAUGAAUUAAUAAAUAUGCAACCAGUUAGAAGUAAAAGGUUAUCUGUGUUACCAAAAGAUGGAUAUCCAUUAUCACCACCACAAUCUACAGGUAAAAAAGAUAAAGAUUCAUUAAAAUCACCAUCUAAAAGAAAAAAGGAUGUUAGCGAUGAUGACAUGCAUGAAACUAUAGAAGAGAAUUUAGAGGGUGGUAAAAAGCAAAAGGUUUUAAACGGUGAUAUAAGUAAUGGUGUUGCUUUAAAUGGCAGUGAUAGUAAUAAUAGUGAGGAUAGAUCUACAGCACAGAAUAAAAUACCAUUAACAGUAAAAAUUAGAACACCAAUUAAAACUCCAACUACUGCAACUACAACAUCUCCAGCAACUUUAACAAAUACCACUACAACUAGCACAAAUUCAUCAUCUUCAGAUGACUUGGAGUCAAUUGAACAAUCAAAUAAUGAAACACCAGCAAAGAAGAAAGAAACUAGAGGUAGAAAGAAAAAGAGUGAAACUAUUCUCAAAGAACAAACUUUAGCACAUAAUGGCACCGAUUCAACUCCAUCAAAAGGUGAUUCUACUUCCACUACAGGAGAUGCUAUAACACCAUCUAAAACACCAGGUAAAAGAGGCAGAAAAAAGAAAGAGGAAACAUUAAAAGAAGAUGAUGAGGAAUCAGAAAGAGAAGAGAAAACACCAAAUAAAAAAUUUACAGAUACAGAGUCAGAAAGAGAAGACAAAAUAAAAAUUAAUUUAAAAAGACCGUUAGGAAGACCAAAGAGAUCAUCAAUUCAAAAAGAAAUAUUAUCAUCAUCCGAAGAGGAAGAGGAAGAAGAUGAUGAUGAAGAUGACGAAGAGGAAAUAAAUUCAUCAGUUGAAGAACCAAAAAGUAAAGCCAACAGUCAUACCAACUCAAUGGUAACCAGUGAUGAAGACGAUGACGAAGAGAUGGAGGAUGAACAUGAUACAGUCGAUGAAGAACAAAGAUUAAAAUUAAAAAGAGAACGUGAAGAACGUGAAGAACAAGAGUUGGCAAAUACACCAGCGGAUAAGGUUAACCAUUGCAAAAAAGUUUUCACCAAUGUCUUAAAUUUAUUAAUGAAAAAGGAUCCACAUCAAUUCUUUUAUUCACCAGUUACUGAAGAGAUCGCACCCAAUUAUUUCACCUAUAUCAAAGAGCCAAUGGAUUUCUCAACAAUGAUUAAAAAGAAUAAAGAUGGUAAAUAUAUUUCAAUCGAUCGUUUCAUUUACGAUUUUACAUUGAUUUGUGAAAACUGUAUGAAGUAUAACGACAGAACAUCGGUAUAUUACAAAGAGGCUAGAAAAUUAUUAAGUGGUGGUAAAUCGUUAAUUCAAUCAUAUCGUUCAAAGGUUGAAGGUAACGAUAAAUCAUUAUCAAUUAACCCAAUUCAAGCCACACCAUCCGCAGCAACUCUAAGAGAGCGUGAAAGAGAAAAGCGUCAAGUUGUAUUACAACAACAACAACAAAAAGAGCGUGAAAAGCAAAUGGAGAAAGAACGUGAAAGAGAAAAAGAAAAAGAAAGAGAAAGGGAACGUGAAAGAAAAGAACGUGAAGCUCAGUUAAAGGGUAGAAUUUCAACAAGAAGAAGAAGACAUCAAGAAGAAGAAGAGGAAGAGGAGGAAGAAGAUGAUGAAGAGGAAGAAGGAUACGAAGCUGAAGAGGAAGAAGAAGAGGGCGAAGAAGGUGAGGAAGAGGCAGUAGUAAAAAGUCAUAAUAGAAGAGCGAGAGGAAGUUAUAACACUAAAAAGAAACAACAACAAGCUCAAUUGCAAGCUCAACUCCAACAACAACACCAUGCCCAAUUCCAAGCACAAUAUCAAGCUCAACAACAAUUACAACUCCAACACCAAGCGCAACAACAACAACAACAGCAACAAUUUAUUCAACAACAAUUACAAAUGCAACAACGUUUCUAUGGUAUGCCAGCAGUUAUUCCAGGUACUGGUGCAUCGAUUCCACAAAAUGUUUAUUUAAAUCCAAAUCAAUACACCCAACGUCAAGCACCUUAUUCAAUUCCACAAAGAAGAUAUGUUAAACUUGAUGAAAAACCAAAAACCCAAUCACCACCAGAAACCUUAAAGAACUCAUUCUCUUUAAUUAAAUCAAUUAGUGAGGAUGCAAAUGUUUUAAUUUCACCAGCUACAAAUAUGAAACCAUCAUCAUACAAUAUGUAUGUCCCCAUUAAUAAUAAUAAAACUGUAAUUGGAUCCUAUCAAGUUUUAAGCAAUUGUAUCGAACCAAAUUAUUUAAAAGUUAAACCAAUUGAACAACCAAAACCACAACAAAAAGAAGAGUUCCCACAAGCUCAACAAAUUAAAGCAUUGGUUGAAGAUACAUUGGAAAAUAAAGAUAAGGAAAUACUAGAUCAGCCAAUGGAAGUUCAAAAUGAAAUUAUUAAUUCAACUGAAAAACAAGAGUCAAUGGAAGUUGAUAAAGAAGAACAACAAGUUGAAAAACCAAUAGAGCACCAAGAAGAAAAAGAAAACAAAGAUGAAGGUGAAAAAGAAAAACAAGAACCAAUAAUUAAUGAUCAAGUUGAAGAGCAACAACAAUUAGAACAAAAAGAACCAGAAAAACCAUUUGAAUUAAAUCAAGAUAUCAUUCAAGAAUAUGGCAUUGAUAAACCAGUACUUUUUAAUGAAAUUCCAAAUUAUUUAACAAUUAAAUUUUCAAAUGAAAAUUCAAAAAAUAUUGUAAAAGAACCAUCUCAAAAAGAAAUCAUUAAAAAUAAUAUACCUAUCAAUUUAAUUCCAAAUGAUUCAUUAAAAUUAUUAAACCAACAAAUGAAAUCACUCGUUAAAAAUGGUUCAUUCAAUUUUGAUAAAAAUUUAACAAAUAUAAUAAAACAAAAACAACAGCAACAACAGAAACAAUUACAAAGUUCAUUGGAUACUUUAAGUCCAAUUCAAGAUGUAAAUAUUCAACCACAACAAACUGAGCAAACAAUGGAUAUCGAUCAACCAUCAUCAGCUUUAACUUCUACAACUUCCCCAACUACAACCACCGAAGAACAAAAAAAUAUUAGUAAUAUUCUCAGAGAAAACUACGAGGAAUUAUUUAUUUUACAGGUUUCACAAUAUUAUAGAAAUGGUUUCCCAAGACCCUCCGAAGCAGAGUUUACAAAGAUUUCAAAGAUAAUUCAAAAUAUUCAAAAUGUUGGUGUUCAAUUACCACCAUCCGCUUUAGUUGGUUCAAAAGAGGCUAUCAGGAAUGCAAUAAUUAAAUCUGGUUUAUAUAUUGGUUCUGGUAGAAAACCAAGACAAACAACAACUACAUCCACAACACAAAAUUAAUAUUAUAUAUAAAAUACAUAAAAAAAAAUAAAUAAAAAAAAAUAAAAAAAUAAAAGACUAUAAUGAUAAUAGUCAUAAUAAUAAUAAUCAU
Messenger RNA from Dictyostelium purpureum, 3394 nucleotides. RefSeq lists its product as uncharacterized. The transcript is spliced from 2 exons. Gene Ontology annotation, biological process: regulation of transcription by RNA polymerase II. Gene Ontology annotation, cellular component: nucleus. The coding region runs from base 1 to 3303 and encodes 1100 amino acids. NCBI's taxonomy places the organism in Eukaryota, Evosea, Eumycetozoa, Dictyosteliales, Dictyosteliaceae. The record is from RefSeq and is a predicted model, not a curated record.